Molecule: messenger RNA, 6977 nt
Organism: Pantherophis guttatus
Lineage: Eukaryota; Metazoa; Chordata; Lepidosauria; Squamata; Colubridae
Gene: PPM1H
Product: protein phosphatase, Mg2+/Mn2+ dependent 1H
Biological process (GO): protein dephosphorylation
Cellular component (GO): mitochondrion
Molecular function (GO): [pyruvate dehydrogenase (acetyl-transferring)]-phosphatase activity
Source: RefSeq, a predicted model, not a curated record
GCUGUUGUUAUGCCCGCGCCACGGUGGACGGUGGCCUCUCCUCCUCCCCGGCUCGGCGGCCACGGCGGCUCCCGCGGGUGACUUCCUCGCCAUCCGUUCCAUGCAGCCCCUCCACGACGGAAGCGUUUCUGCUCCAGGGACGACGGUAGCAGCGUGAGACCUGCCUUGCCGUCGCCUUGCGCGCCUGCCCGCUUUGGAUGGUGCUUCUCCUGGCCCCGUGGGUGCCGCGGCGGCGGGACUAAUAUGCUCACUCGGAUGAGGUCUGCCAUGGCCAAUUUGGUGGGAGGCAUCAUGUCUGGCAGUUCGGGCUCGGAGCCCGGCGGGGGCUUGGAUUUGCCUCCCCGCUUUCCUUACGGCAGACCCGAGUUCCUGGGGCUCUCUCAGGACGAGGUCGAGUGCUCCGCUGAUCACAUCGCCCGACCCAUCCUCAUUCUCAACAAGGAGACCAAGCGCUUGCCCUGGACCACGGGAUACGCCGAAGUGAUCAAUGCAGGGAAAAGUACACAUAAUGAGGACCAAGCAAGUUGCGAAGUGCUUAUGGUGAAGAAGAAAAUUGGGACAACUAAUUCAACACCAAACAGAAAUUCCUCUAGUAAGCGGAGAUCAUCAUUGCCCAAUGGGGAAGGAUUGCAGUUGAAAGAGAAUUCAGAAUCAGAUAGCAUCUCUUUUCAUUAUUGGUCAUUAUUUGAUGGCCAUGCUGGAUCUGGAGCAGCUGUGGUAGCCUCCAAGUUGCUGCAGCAUCAUAUUGUAGAGCAAUUGCAGGAGAUUGUGGACAUCCUGAAAAACUCUGCUGUUCCACCCCCAACCUGCCUGGGAGAAGAGCCAGAAAGCAUGAAUGCCAACAGCAGAACUCUAACCCGGGCAGCCUCAUUGAGAGGAAGUGUUGGAGCUCCAGGUUCACCUGGCACUCCACCUACUCGCUUCUUUACAGAAAAGAAGAUCUCGCAGGAAUGCCUUGUCAUGGGAGCUAUUGAAACUGCAUUCAGGGAAAUGGAUUUGCAGAUAGAACGUGAGAGAACUGCCUUCAAUAUAUCUGGUGGUUGUACAGCUCUUGUGGUGGUGUAUUUACUGGGGAAACUCUAUGUGGCAAAUGCAGGUGAUAGCAGAGCCAUAAUAAUUAGAAAUGGAGAGGUCAUUCCAAUGUCUUCAGAAUUCACACCAGAAACAGAGCGUCAGCGGCUUCAGUAUCUGGCAUAUAUGCAACCCCAUUUGCUGGGAAAUGAAUUUACACACUUGGAAUUUCCAAGGAGAGUUCAGCGGAAGGAAGUUGGGAAAAGAAUGCUUUAUCGAGAUUUCAGCAUGAUUGGCUGGGCAUACAAAACCAUUGAAGAGGAUGAUUUGAAGUUUCCCCUUAUAUAUGGAGAAGGAAAGAAGGCUCGUGUCAUGGCAACUAUUGGGGUUACAAGAGGACUUGGAGAUCAUGACCUGAAGGUGCAUGACUCGAACAUCUACAUCAAACCUUUUUUGUCCUCCUCACCAGAGGUAAGAGUUUAUAAUCUUCUCCAGUAUGAACAUGGACCAGAUGAUGUGCUUAUCUUAGCUACUGAUGGACUCUGGGAUGUACUAUUAAAUGAAGAAGUAGCAGAAGCCAUCACUAAUUUCCUGCCAAACUGUGACCCUGAUGAUCCACACAGGUACACACUAGCAGCUCAGGAUUUGGUAAUGCGAGCUAGGGGAGUGCUGAAGGACAGAGGCUGGAGGAUAUCCAAUGACCGACUGGGCUCAGGAGAUGACAUUUCAGUCUACGUCAUCCCUUUAAUACAUGGAAAUAAACUCUUGUAAAAGCAGCAUCAGUGCUGGUAACAGGAAAUGUUUGAUUAUUAACAAGUCCUUUGGAAAAGACAGUCUUCUGAUAAAUGAAAGUAGUGGUUCAAACAUUCUCUUAAGCUUGGGUAACCUGAUCUCUUUGUACUUGAAAGCUAGGGCUGAUUUGCACAUAAUCUCUUAGAGGUUGCAGCUUCCCUAAAUUUAUAUUAUUGGUACAUAUCAGGACCAGAACUUCAGUGCUGCUAGUAUAUUUAGUGCUUUCUUUUUAAUGUCCCUCCUGGUGAGGACACUGUUGUGAUCUAAUUGAAUUUAUUUUUCCCAGUUUAAUGUAGCCUAGAAUGCUAAAUGAGAUGUGAAUUGGGAAGACCAUAAUUGAAACUGGAUAGGCAGCCUUUAUUUUCCCAAUUUCUGUGCUAGCUGACUUUAAGUUAGAAGUAAUUUAUAAUUACUAAAGUUAGAAAAGCUGGUAUCUACUUAGGUAUUGUUUGCUGAAGGUAGUGAUGUUUCAGUGGAGAGGUUCUAGAAUUUUGUUUAUGCAUAUUAAUUCAAGAUUUUUUCCCUCUUCACUGUAAUGAAAAAUGUAUAGUUUUUCUAUGUGCUUGGGUGGUGAAAUUAGCUUUUUUCUGGUUUCAGUCUAGCAGCUGUUAUUAAAAUUGCCUAAGAAUAGAGAAACGUUGGGUGGUAAAUCUAUUUUCGUGUUAACUUUUUGUCGAGUGUGUAGCUAUGAUGUAGCAGACUGGGAGAUUAUUUUAGUUAAUAUUUAUUUGUUAUCAGAUUUUUCAUGCUUUAAAUACUUUGGCCUCCUCUUUCAAUAUGAUAUGGUAUUCCUAUUGAAAGAAUUUCCCUACAACUGUUGAUUUGGAUGUACUGGAUAAAUGUUUGUCUUAUUUUUUUCUUUAGCUAUUUAAUGCUAGUGAGUAUUAGAACAUUCCUUUAGAACAAUAAGCUUCUCCCAUUUUCCUACUGUACUCUUUGAGCAUUAAUUUCUUUUACUGCUUCUAUUGUAUUCCAUUGCCAGGAUGUAGUAGGUAAAAUGUAAAUUAUAAAUCCAUGUAGUAUAGCAAGAAUUUCUGAAGAACAAGCUUCAUUAAUUCGUUUGUAAUUGUCAAUAUUAAUAAAAUAUCAAAAUAGAUAGGAAUAAAUAUUCCAGUAAGAAACUUACUCAAGCAAAGUAUUCAUAAUUAUACAUACAUAAUGCAAGCCACCUCUUCUGGAAUUAGAUGCUUGAGUUGGAUUCCUCAGGUAUAAUCUCAAUCAAGAAAUCCAGUAGCACAUUCUAUGCCAUUUAAAAAGUAAACGAUAUGGCUGGAAAACAAGAGAUCAACUUUUGAGAGAUCUCAAAUAUUUUCCAAAAAAGAAGCUUUUAGCAUAACAAGAAAAUGGUUCUAUUUGUUUCCAUACCAUUUUUCUUUAACAUUUUCCCACCUUCAUAGUAUUACAUUGAUAUUUUUUGUGGGGCAGGCAUUUCAUAUACUGUCUUUGCAUCAAUACAAACGUUUCCCUCAGUAGGAUAGUGCUACUGUAAAUAAGUUUGAAUCUAUAACUGAACAGUUAAAAAGAUAAUCUAUGACAUCUCUAAAUAUGUAUGCAAUAAUGUAUUUUAUAGUAGGCUUCAUGAAACUGUUAUAAACAACAUUUCAUAGUAUAUAGUCUUUUCAACUGCAUAUAGAAAUCGGGAAGUGGCUAUUACACAGAAUGUAUUUCUGCAUUCACAAUAUGUAUUUUUCAGUUCAAGUAAUUCUUAAUGUGGGUCACUAUUGAUGUUUCAUUUCAUUCACAUAUGUGAAAUCAGUGUUUUCUGGGUAAAAUACUGUCACUGGUUCAUCAUCACUUUCUAAUGUAGCAUGUGUAUGCAAAAAUGUGCUGUUGUGUUGUUUGUCUUCGUUUUGCUUUAACAUAUUCCUCACUUCCACCACUUAAACCCUCUUUAGAUGCAAAUUGUCUCACUAGGUAAUUAAAAGUACAGGUUUAGUUUUUAUAUUGCUCUACCACAGGAUCCCCAAUCCCCAGGCUGUAGACCGGUAUUGGUCUGUGGCCCAUUGGGAACUAGGCCACACAAACGAUGGGCAAACCGUUUCAUUUGCGCAUGCACAGGAACUAGGUUAUAUACGUGAAACCAUCCCCUCUUCGCCUGCCGCUACUGCUGCUGCCGGUCCAUAGAGCUGGAAAGGUUGAGACCACUGCUCUACCAUAUGGACACAUUGUAUUUUAUUAUAGCCUUAUUAGACACCUGGGCAUAAAAAUGGGUCAGAAUAGUCAGUAGCAGGAAUUGUAUGUAUUCACCACUAAUACAUUAUCUGUGCAGUUACUCCUUUUUACUCUUUUUCUAUAAUUUUUUUUUAAAAAAUUGAUUUAUAUGCCGCCCUUCUCCGGAGACUCAGGGCGGCUUACAAUGCAUUAAGCAAUAGCCUUCAUACUUUUGUAUAUUUUAUACAAAGUCAGCUUAUUGCCCCCACAAACUGGGUCCUCAAUUUACCUACCUUAGAAAGGAUAUUGCUAGUUUUACAGUAAUCUAAUACUAGACAAUACAGAUUCAAUUCCAAUGUUGUGAUUUUACAUUAGUUCUUUGCAGUUGCUACUUAAUUUGCAUAAAGAAAAACAUGGGUAUCUGUAGAAGCUUCCUGUUUUUCAUCAGUUAUGAAAGCAACAUCAUGCAAUUGUACCACAAAAUCCACCUCUUUUGGAAGUAGAUGUGAUCUUAUGCCAUAUGUAUAAAAGGGAUAGGGUUUGCAUCAUGACAGUGUAAUAUUGCUUUUGUCAGUCCAUCCCUUGACACCCUCCCCACAAUAAUAUAUCCAUUAGCAAUAUCUUCAAAAGUAGUCUUAAAAUUGACUGCCUUGUGUUUUUCCAGGAGCAGUGACAUCCUUAUAUAAAAAUAACAUAUGGAAGCCAAUUAUACAUAUCUUUGUAAUAGAUCUGUCUUAAUAUUGUAAUGGCUACCAAAUACUUCCUGGAAAUACCAAAACUCCUAGUCAGGACAACUAAAAAAAAUGUAGUCAUGUCAAUCUAAUGCAAACCAAGCAACAUUGACUCACUUAACUAAAUUCAGAAAUUUAAGUUGACACUUAAGUUUCCUUCCAUCUCUAUUGCUGCAGAGCUUCUUCAAAGUUUUGAUCUUGUUCAAGAUUGCUUUGAGUCAACAAUGGUUCUCUCCCCCACCCCAAGAAGUGUAUUUUAUAUAUGUCUUUGAGUAAUAUCCAGAUGAAUUUAAGUGGCAGCUAUUUAUAAACCUUUGCAAAGAAUUUGGUCUUCUAGAACAAUAUACUAUUGAAGGAAGUGUAUCAGUUCCUGCAAUUUCUGCAUAUGAUAGAGUUGGAGUGGAUUUCAUGCCUUGUGUUAUUAGAUUACAAAUGAAAUCUUGCCAAUCUCAACAGAUAGGCAUCAAAUGGUAUCUCUCUUUUUUACUUGAGAAAAUUCCACUGUGUUAGCAAAACCUAGCUAAGACUUACAUAACAUCCCUUCUAGAUGAAUGCAUGUGAAAUAAUACUCCAAUAAUUAAUUCUAUUAUAGAGUUUAUUAUUAUUUAGAGCAUGUUUCUUCAGAUAUACUAGUCUAUAUUUACCAAAUUAGUAUUUGGGUUACUUUGAAUUUUGGUCAUUUGGGGCAUUGGAAGACUUGUCCAGCACAUAUGGAACAAAACAAUCUGAGGAAGACUACCUUAAAAAUAAUGAUGCUAUACUAGGGGUGAAAUGCUACCGGUUCGGGUGAACUGGUAAUUAAAAAAAAAUGCUACAGGUUUGGCCGGACCAGUAUUUCCAACGAUCAGCUGUGCCGCACUUUCUAGCGAAUCUAAAUCACGCGGCACAGCUGUUCCCUCCCUCGCUGUUCUACUUACCUUAGAAAAGGCUUCUUAAUCCUUUUUCAGCACUGCGCGCUAGUGCCUGCAGUGUGCAUGUGCAUAAAGCGCACGUUUGGCACGCACUGUGCAUGCGCGCAUGCAGCAAACCAGUAGCAAAGUGAACCAGUAGCAGACUUCAGAGCAUUUUACCCCUGUGGUAGACAUCAAAAUAUUGAAAAUGAACCAGAUUGUAACUUUGUUAUUAUAUAUUAAAGAUCUUGAAGGAGUGUUGUUAAACAAAACCGAAUGCCCAACCUCACCCCUUCACUCAUACCCAACCGAGGAAACUUGUUCUUUAACAACAACAACAACAAAAAAGACUGUCUCAGUUAAAAUCUAACUGAAAACAUUUCUAGGAAAAUACAAAUUCAGGUAAAAUUCAGAAAAAAAUUGUUGCUAAUAGAGCAAUUUAAAUUAUCCAUGUUAUUUGCCUGGUAAUAAGUCAACAACAUGGAUCUUUCAAAAUUCCAAGAGAUGUAUUAAUUGCAUUAUUAGGUUUAAGUUUAACAACUGUGUAGUCUAAGAUUUCCUUUACCGAAUUAAGCAAUAUUUUGGGGGUGAUUCUUCUAACAACUUAUUUCCAAUUGUAGCUAACAAUUGUAAUAUUUUUAAUGAAAUAUUCCAAUUCAAAUUAUCUAAGAUGUUGUUUCAUUACUUACCAAUGCCCAUGGAAAAGGAUUCAUUUUAGUUACAAUCUAAAAUCAGCAGCACAUGAGAAGUGAUCUUGGACUCCAAGCAAUAUUGAAAUGGUUUUGUAUCAAGAACUGUCAAAUUGCUGAAAGUAAAGUAGUCAUUGUAUGUUUUUUCUCUGAGGUUUGAUUCUUAUUUUUGAUAAUGAAGCACUACAACCCUACCAAGUCCAUUUUGGUACUUUUGCCCUUUGUACAUUCACUGUUGCAGUUUGCAUUUUACAAACAUUUGCACAUUCUCAAUUUAUUUUGUUUACUUAUAGAGAUGUUGUAGGCAAUGACCAAUACCUCUACAAUCAUUCUGCCAAAUUAUACCAGUAUUUUACUUGAAAAAACCCUUUCCCUUUCAAUCUCUGCUUUAUUUUUUUCCACUGUAUUUUAUUUUAAUUCAACUGCUACCCAUUAUUUUAGUGAUAUAGUGAUUAUAUUUAUGGAAUAUAUUAUUUUCUAGGCUCAGCAUUCUAAAUGAUGAAAAGAAUUUGAUGGGUAAAAAUGAUUUAGAUUAAUGUACUUAACAUUGUGACUGUGAAAUGUCAAACUUUUUGUAAUUUAAGAACAAAAAUGUUUAGCAAAGGGAUAUAUUUUAUGUGUUUUGAAAAAUUUUCAGUGCAAUUAAGAAGAAAGCAGAAAAAAUGUAUGCACAAUAAAGUUUUAAAAUGGAAUAAAAAAAAUAAACAGAAAAA